CUUGGUUACACUUGGUUAUUUUAUUUUCACAGUCACACCACAUUCAAUGCAUGACUGGACUCAUCAGGCAACACUGUUCGUACUUUGUGUGAGAAAUGGACAGCUAUGAAAAACCUCUUUUCGCUGAGCUGCGUGAGUGCAACAAAGCAGCAAAUUCAAAAACACGGAUGCCCAGCAGAUCAAUAGUAACUUUGGUGCUUGUUCUGCUUGUGAUCUUGAUAUUUUUGCCUUUUGCGAUCUAUUUUAUUUCGUCGAAAUAUGACAACUUUCAACAUUUGAGCAAGUUUGAUCCACCUCCUCGGGAUGACAUUGCAAAAACUGCACGCUAUGCUGUACACAAUCUUGAUUGGGGUGUGAUAUCAACAAUUUCCAUUGAGUUUGGUGGAUUCCCAUCUGGUAGACCAGUUUCAGUUGCUGAUGGUCCAAUGGACAACAGUACUGGCAUACCAUAUAUUUACAUUGCACCAGCUACUCCUACAAGCCAUGAUUUGCAGUUCAACACAUCUGCAUCAUUGAGUUUUUCUGAAGCAAUGAGUGACUACUGCUCUAGAAAUCAAUACAUUGCAGAAGAUCCAAGAUGUGCAAGAAUUACUUUAUAUGGAAAUAUUGUAAAAGUGGGGCAGGAAGAAAUACCGUUUGCCAAAAAGUCACUGUUUUCACGAAAUCCUAUCAUGAAACGAUGGCCUGCAUCUCAUAAAUUUUACUUUGCAAAACUUGAGAUCAGCCACGUUCGUCUUCUGGAUUAUUUUGGUCCUUGCCACGAAAUACCAUUGAAAGACUAUUUUGCUGCCAAAGUUUAGCAGUUUAGCGGUUUAGUUUGUAAUUAUUUGGUUUUCCUAUGUAGCUACAUAACUAAAUCAGCAUAGCUUUUAUUAGACAUUGUAAUUUUUGUUAUAUAAUAUGAAUAUAAUUCGUAAUAUAUUUUUUAUUCACAUAAUAUUGGUUGAAUGAUCAUUAAAGAAGUUGCGAUGAGGAAA
Xenia sp. Carnegie-2017 is the source of this 977-nucleotide messenger RNA. RefSeq names its product protein CREG1-like. Bases 96 to 800 code for a protein of 234 amino acids. The transcript has 5 exons. Lineage: Eukaryota; Metazoa; Cnidaria; Anthozoa; Malacalcyonacea; Xeniidae. The record is from RefSeq and is a predicted model, not a curated record.